Molecule: messenger RNA, 299 nt
Organism: Sphaeroforma arctica JP610
Lineage: Eukaryota; Ichthyosporea; Ichthyophonida
Exons: 1
Source: RefSeq, a predicted model, not a curated record
GAUUGUGUGCACGCUCAAAGCAGGAACUAUCCCGUACCUAUUGUGUGGUACGGUAGUCAGUGUCUACGGCAAAGGUGCGGAUCUCAUUGACGUGGUCAUGGAUUCGAAUUUCAUUGGUGGAGGCAGUUUGGGCGGGAGAUGUCCACCCGGACGAGGAAAGAGUAUCAAAAGCGCGGGCUUUCUGAACAUCACGUAUGGCGAGAGGAAACAGGGCAACCAAGGAGUCAGUGCAUCACAUCCCAACAGACAACACAACACACGCCAGCAACACGUGGUCACCAGUGGACGCAGACAAUCGC